This is a messenger RNA of Panicum hallii, 1271 nucleotides long. RefSeq names its product probable E3 ubiquitin-protein ligase RHY1A. The coding region runs from base 164 to 982 and encodes 272 amino acids. The record is from RefSeq and is a predicted model, not a curated record. The transcript is spliced from 2 exons. NCBI's taxonomy places the organism in Eukaryota, Viridiplantae, Streptophyta, Magnoliopsida, Poales, Poaceae.
CCUCGCACCUUCCUCCACUCGUCUCCCUCCACCCUUUGCCCCAAAACAAGCAAGCAGCUGCAUUAAAAAAAGCCACGGGAAACUUAAUCCAGCCCACCAACCAAAUCUCUGCUCGCUGCCCUGCCACGGCCCCGGCCCCGGCCCCCGCCUCGUCCACACGGCCAUGACGAGCGCCUCCGAGCUCUUCACCGCGCGCCGCGCCGCCCGCGGGGCACGCCUCGCCGACCCCGACCCGGAGCCGGAUCCGUACGCCGACGCGCUCCGGGACCCGCACGGCCUCGCCGCCCGGAGGAGGCGCCGCGGGUGCCGCCCGCGACGCCAGCUCGACGCCGCCGGGGACGUGCGGCAGCACCUGCACACCGGGGCCCCGCCGCCGCGCCGCCGCGGGUCGUACACCGACCAGAUCUUAUCAUACCUAGACAAUAAUAACAUUGGGGAUUCUGCAGCACGGAGGAACAGACUUGAUAGGCUGAUGUUCAGGACAAAUGAACGGCUUCCAGGUGCUGUACUGCAAGCGCAAGCACGUGUCCUGGAGAGACUAAGAGGCAUUUCUCUCGGUUCAUCUGCCUCCAGGCCAUCUAUCUCGUUAGAUGAAUUUUCAGCUAGCGAUGUGUUUAGAAUCAUUGAUUUCAGAAACAGGGAAACACGGCAUCAGCCAAAUGGCCCCAACUCAUCAUCGUUCCACCCAAGCAGUGAAUCAGAUGAAGAAAGGCCAACCAUCAGUUCCUCUAACUUACACAGAUCGUCCGGACUUAGCAAGGCGGCUUUCCUGCGGCUACAGAUUGAGAUUUUUGAGACUAGCAAAGAUGACAACAGGGAGCCCUCGCCGGAGUGUUCCAUUUGCCUCGAUGGAUUCUAUGAUGGAGAUGAGCUGAUAAAGCUGCGCUGCGGUCACAGGUUCCACUCGACAUGCUUGGAGCCAUGGGUGCGUAAAUGUGCAGAUUGCCCAUACUGUCGCACGAAUAUUCGAUCACAAUCCUGAUGACAAGCCCUUGGUUCUGAAUAGGGUUAUAACCAGCACGAAGUUAUAUUUCGCUGUUGUUGUCUUGCCUGUUAUCUGGUGCUCCGAUGACAACCUGUUAAAUUUCAUGUGUACUACGCUGAAUAUCUUUUGUUGUGCCGGCCCUAAAGAGGCUUAAAUAUUGCGUGUGAAUGGAAGCUGAUAGAAGUAUAGCUUAGGAAGCACUCUUUUCUUUGUAUCUUGUGAUGAGGAAUCAAAAUCAAACGACCUUGUUCUACUCAUGAUAAUGUUCUGAUGUCAGUUUGUAUGA